AGCGCUAGUUUCCUGCGUGUUUCUGGAUAAACCUUGUGUCCCGAACGACCCUAAACUUGUGUUAACAAAUAAUCUAUGGCACUUUUUAACUGAAUCUUGGAAAGAAUUAUAACCAAACAGAUCCCUGAAUUUGUAUUAAAGUGGUUUCAAGGCAUGAAAAGUGCAUUUUAAAGGGGAAAAUGGAAAUAAAAUUGUAACUAAAUGAGCAGCGUCACCACCCGACAUGGCUGACAGCUCCAGUGACAACAUGGAACCCGGGGGUAGUGCACAGAAGUGGCCCUCUGCAUUUCAGAACGAUUUACUGAGGUCUGCGGAGAAUGAAAUUACGGCCGACUUGAAGCUGGUGAAGCAGGAAUUAGAUGACCUAGUGAGCGGUGACACCAGCGGGACGAGCGACCCAGCCUCCAUGCCUGGGUUCACACUACCUGAUGAUGGUGUUGACGACUUCGGCUCAAACAUCACCAGUGACUUGUUUGGUGUGAUCGCUUCAGCGCGAGAGACGCUCUCCCACCAGCCUGACACCAACUUCCCAGGUGUGUGUGAUGAUCACUCUCCCUCAGCACCUGCUGCUGACUCCACCACCCACUACUCUCACGCUGCUACGUGCGCUCCGCCAGGCAGCAGUUCCUUGCACAUCACUGGAGAGAAUGUCAACGUGUUCUUAGAUUAUGGAGUUACCUGUCCACAGCAUUCAUUAGUCAGCCCAUCUUACCACUCUGCAUUCAACCCACAUUACUCCUCGAUAAGUCUGGCAAACAACGCCUCCAUCUGUCAUCCUGCCCAAAACUGUAGUGACUCCGGAAGCUCUGGAUAUUCUUCCAACAGCCCCAGUGCUCACUCCUCAACGAGUGAGUCUUCAUACUCUGCUUCUAGCCCAGGCACCGAGGUUCUGCCUCAAGAAUUUAAUAUCCACGACUAUGGUCACUACUCAGGACCGCCAGGGUACCAUCCAGCAGGGAUGCCACAAGGCCAGCACCUCAAUUAUUAUGGUCAAGUGCCAGGCACUACAGCGACAGGAGCCCAGCCAACGAGCUAUUACAUGCCACCAAGAACUGAAGUAUCUCAAUAUCCACAUAACACUUAUUUUAUGCAGUCAAGCCCUAACGGAGGCCAACCAUCACAGUUCAGUGAAACUAAACAUCACAAGGGAAGAACUAAUCCCCCUUCGAACAUCCUAGCAGAAGAGAAUUCAGAUCUUAAAGGUGCUUUUCGCGAUUCACGAAACAGCUCUUCCUCUCCGGCAUCUUCUAAGGUGUCUGUUCCUACGGCAUUUAGAAACCCUCACAGCAACUUAAUAUCAGUCCCUCCAUCAGCGUUUGAUAACAGCAGCCGUCCUGUGUUCAGUCAUCCUCAUGGUACACUUUACCCCUAUGACCCAGCUAUGGGCUCUACCUCCUCCCCAUUGUCAAGAGUAGGCGAGAACGCUACUUUGAAGCCAUUUAUUAGGCCAAGAGACCCCCAGACCUAUUUUCCUAGUGCUACCCCCAUAAAACCUAAAACGAAUGUCUCCGUGCAUAUAGCUCACCCCCCUCCUCCUACUCUGUCUAGAACUCUCCAGGUUACAUUUCACUCUCAGAUUGUACCUCAAUCUGCCUCUAACUGCACUUCUUCCUCAGCGCUCCAGCAACUGAACAGCCUUCCCUCCAUCUCUGCUUCCUCUCCCAGCACAAACUCCACAAGUCAGAUGGAUCAGGCUGAGGACGUGAAGCAGCGCUUCAACGUCCAGAGCGAGAACAGUGGUGUCAGUAGCAACGUAUUCAACCAGAAGCGGUCACUACCAACACCUCGAGUCUUCAACCCUGGGCUCAAAACUACUUGUGAAGAGUGUGGUGUCACGGUGGCGUCGACAGGGCAUCUCGAGCGCCACAAAGGGGCUCAUGGCGCAGAUCGACGCUUCCGGUGCCCGGCAUGCGACUGUUCUUUCAGUCGAAAAGACAACUUGCACAACCACCUCGCGCGCGCUCACGGGAUAGGGCAAGUAAUUCCUCGCAUCAAUAACAAACGCAAGAAAUUAAACAUCGUUCAAGGUGGCAAAGUGUGGUAAAGGACUCGCUCCCGUUGUUCAAGAUGUUACUCGGAUCAGUCUAACUGUUGUGAGUGGAGGACGGUACAGGUGUGUCAACACCGUUGGAAAGAUUUAAUGUGAUGCAACUAUGCAUAUUAUCUAAGCUAAUGGUUAUUUAAGUUUCAUCAUUUCCUAAUAUUUAAAUCUGCAGAUUCAUGGCGUGUUUCUGCUCCAGAAAUAUGAUUAAUUAAAAACUGAGAUUUUGUCUAAGGUAACAACUAAUGUCAAGUGGUGACUGUUUAUGACAAGUGUGUUUUCUUUGGUUUGGUUUCUAAGGUCUAACCUGAGAACAUUUAACUUCAAGAGAUAGAAGUUGAUAAACUCCGGAUUACCUGGCACAGCAAAAAGAGCAGAGUUAUUGACGCCUUAUUAAGACUAGGAAAUAAAUAUAUAUUUGAGCAGUAAAUGAUUCAUACUUAAUUUCUCGAAGAAUUAAAGUUGGUGUAAUUGUUUACCCAGGAACCCUUAAAACGGUAUACAAUGCAAGCCGCUCAAGGUUACUUGACUCCAUUAGUAUGUCCUUUAAUAUUGAAAAGUUAAAAACAAAUUAACUAAUUAACCUCUUUUCGUAUGUAAUCAAACCACACCUGGAGUACUAAUAUAUAUAAUCAAGACAAAUACUAUUACUUAUAUCAUUUAUUUAUAAUUAUUUUCUUCUUAGACUUUAAUGAAACACAGCUACUGAUAAAAAAAAGGCACAAUACACAAAUAACCCGC
Messenger RNA from Cherax quadricarinatus, 2782 nucleotides. Lineage: Eukaryota; Metazoa; Arthropoda; Malacostraca; Decapoda; Parastacidae. The record is from RefSeq and is a predicted model, not a curated record.